Molecule: messenger RNA, 1548 nt
Organism: Lontra canadensis (Northern American river otter)
Lineage: Eukaryota; Metazoa; Chordata; Mammalia; Carnivora; Mustelidae
Product: collagen alpha-2(I) chain-like
Exons: 1
Coding region: 347-982 (211 amino acids)
Source: RefSeq, a predicted model, not a curated record
GCCUGGGAAGGGGGGUGGCGUGGCGGUUGGUGGUGGGGAAGAGAGGGGAGGGAAGCCUUUUAAUGACUCAUUGAUUGAGCCGGUUUAAAAUUAGUUGUGUGCGCGAGUGUGAGUGUGUUUUCCGCCCCCCGGAGCCGCCGGGAGCCGGGAAGGAGGGAGCGGGGCUCGGCGAGGGGAGGACGGCGCGGCGAGGCCGCGAGCAGGGGGCAGGGAGGGCCAGGAGUGACGGCGGGCGAGGAAGAAAAAUAAGCUUUUCCAAUCUCCUCCCCUCGGUUUUCCCCCCCUCAUUUCUUUUCUCUCUCGGCAGCUUUUGGGUGUGAAUCGCAUUUUCUUUCUUCUCGGCAAAAUGGACCCCGCGUCUCGGGAGGGGGAGGGGGGAGGGUGGGGAGAGAGGCGGCGGCGGGGACCGGCUUUCUUCUUCAUCCCGGCUUCCUCCUUCCCGCCGCUCGUGCGGGCGGCCGCGGCGAGAGCUCGGAGCCGGCCGCGCGUCUCAGCCGGGGCCCGGUCCGGCCCGGUGACCGGCGCGCGCCCGCCGCGGUCGGGCCCUUCCCCGUCGCCUCGCCGCCUGGCCCCGAAGCUCCUCCGAGGACCCGCGGCCGGGCCGGAUGAGCCCCCGCGCCGCGCCGAGGACCCAGCCAGGGGCCUCUUGCCGGGCCCGCGCGGCCGGGCGGAAGAGACGAGAGGCCGUGGCGGCACUGUUUUGGCCGAGAGCGCGUGGGCCCGACGCGGUUCGCGCCCCCCGAGUCGCCCCGAAUGCGGGAUCUUUGGGGGGGGGGGGUGCGGCUGGAAGGCGCUAAGAUGGCGCUGGGCCUGGCCCUUCGCCAGGGCUGGUGGCGCAGUUGCUCCGCGGGCGCCAUCUUCCCUGGCGGCUCGGGCGGCGCCCUUCGUGGACGCUUCGCCGGCCGGGGCGCGGGGAGGUCGGGGGCAACCGGGAGCUUCGCUCGGGGUGUGGGGGUGUGUAAAUGGGGCCGAGGCCGCGUAGCUUUGUUUUUCUCAGGCCCCCAGACCCAAAAGGCGAGGCGGCCGGCUCCGGCGGCGUCUGGAGCCUUAGCGCUUGUGUUUGAGGAAAAAAGGGGGCCGGGAGUCGGGCCUUGCAGCUGGUGGGUUCCCCCUCUGAGCCCGCGUCCCCCUCCGGUCAAAAUGGGGGGGGGUGCGGUGUACUCGUCCUCUUUCCUAGGACUUGAAACUGGACGGCUUUGUCUUCCCAGACCUGGCAGGGGGCAGGGCACGGAGGCUUUCUUUUCAUCCUCUUCCAGUUAGUCUUCAAGAGUAAAGUCAAACCAGGUUACAAAAUUGCAAGAAGUCGAGGACAGUGUCUGCCUUCUGGUGACACGGUUCUCUAUAGGCACCCUACCUUAGUUUUCUUUCUUUAGUUGCUUUAUUGUAAAACAGCCCUGGGGAGACACUGAUCUAGUCAAACUGUGGAAGGUUAUGGGUUCCAGUGAUUUGAAACAUCUUGUUGGGUUUCAUCUUAAUUACUCCAAAUGGUAGCGACUUAGAACAGUUCGUUAGCACUCUGAUCGGAAAAAUUAAACUCGCUUUGAAACU